GAAGCAAGCAUUGAUUCUUUUUUGUUCAAUUUCAGAUCUCAUAUUUGCAGAGCCAAUUUUAUCCUGUUCAUCGCAACAUUUCUAAGUGAAUGCUUAUGUUUGUCCCAGUUAGUGUUUUAUGAAGAACAAAGAACCUGGAAUGAAGCCUACACAAUUUGUGAGAAAAAUGGUGGACUGCCGAUGUCGAUAGAUUCACAGGAGAAAUACGAUCUGUUAGACACUUUUUCCAAUGAAAGACCCUGGAACUCGGUGAAAAAAUUAGAUAAAAAAAAGGUUUGGAUUGGUCUUCAUUACACUGACUCAGCAGGUACUAAGUUAGCUUGGGCGGAUUGUUCCUCGGUAUCCUGGACAAAAUGGCAUCCUAGUCAACCCAAAAGCACAAGUACUAAUAAGUGUGUAUACCUCAAAACUAUUGCCUCCAAUUUCUGGACGGACGUAUGCAGUAGCCAGCUAUAUUUUAUAUGUGAAAAUCUUGACUCGAGUUCAUGUACGACUUCCCUUAGAUCCUGCUAUGAAGCAACAAUCGGCGUAACAGGACAAUCAGUGGACAGCAAUACCAAUAACAAUCCACGUUCAAGCUGUUACGACAGUGAACUCACAACAUCAACAAAUACUGAUUCCACCUCUCCGAAAUCAGUAACAAGUGCACUCACAACAUUAACAAAAACUGAUUCCACCUCUCCGAACUCAGUAACGAGUGCACUCACAACAUCAACAAAAACUGAUUCCACCUCUCCGAACUCAGUAACGAGUGCACUCACAACAUCAACAAAAACUGAUUCCACCUCUCCGAACUCAGUAACGAGUGCACUCACAACAUCAACAAAAACUGAUUCCACCUCUCCGAACUCAGUAACGAGUGCACUCACAACAUCAACAAAAACUGAUUCCACCUCUCCGAACUCAGUAACGAGUGCACUCACAGCAUCAACAAAAACUGAUUCAACCUCUCCGAACUCAGUAACGAGUGCACUCACACUAAGUACACAUUCGGCAACAUACAACUUACCCCAGACCAUGUCCUCCUUUACUAUAUAUUCCGAAACUAAAGCAGACUCCACAACAUCAUCAACAUACUAUACAACUAGUUCUGUAGGAGAAUGUUCCUGUAAAUGCAUGGAUGAUGGAGCCAAUAUGACAGAAACUGUGCUUCAGAGCAAGAUAGAAGCCAGAAAAAAGUACCUAACGGUUGAUAAGCAAUCUCUUUCGAGCACGAUCCGCAAGAAAGAGAGUGCUGAGGAUCCUCGACCAAGUGCCAAAGGAAUCGGUACUGUGGGUGUGGUUUUCAUUGUAUUCAUUAUUGGAGGAAUAGUUAUACCAGAUCUUUAUAGUUUGUAUGUACAUGUAUGUAUGCAUAUCUUCAAAGCAAAACAGUAUUCAAAAACUAAUGAUAAAUUACAAGCAAACAACGAAUGUAUAGAACAGAACGACAUGGUUUAGAAAGCAGUAAUGAAUAAUUGGAAUGUAUAAAGAGCUGUGUUCUAGGAACAGGCUUGACGCCUCCGUGUGAAGUGAU
Molecule: messenger RNA, 1516 nt
Organism: Saccostrea cuccullata (small rock oyster)
Lineage: Eukaryota; Metazoa; Mollusca; Bivalvia; Ostreida; Ostreidae
Exons: 5
Coding region: 181-1440 (419 amino acids)
Source: RefSeq, a predicted model, not a curated record